AUGGAAGUAUUUGAAUUCCUUCGCAAGCUGACAAGAUAUUUCAUAAUUAUAGUUAUAUUAACUUCGCUACAAAAUAAUACACCAAUAAGCUGUACCAGUGGUUCUUCGUAUUCUGUGAAAGUUAAAAAAUAUGUCUGUAUCGAUACGCCAUAUAAAGAAACGACACUUCAUUCGUGUAAAAGUAUCCCGCGAAGAAACGAACCUACGAUAGUUUCCGUGUCCGUAAAUGUUCCAAAGAUAUACGAUAACGUUAUGGUGAAAGUUAUGUUGUUCUACAAAUUUAGUACCUAUCAACCAUUCCUGAUUACCAUAGAAGGAAAUGGCUGUGAGUUUAUUCGACAUCCACCACAAUUUGGAAUUCAAAAGCAUGUGUACGAUAUUUUUGUAGAAACAGCUCCAGAACUGCUAGUUCCUUGUCCAACGGGCAACCGUACCUACAACAUUACUUGGUACCUUCAGGAUCGCCACGCACCAAACAACAUUCCAGCAGGGGAAUACAAACUGCAGUUCAAAUUGAUAGCACGACACAAUGUCACCUUAUUUGCAAUGGAUGUAUAUGGUGUAGUGCGUAAUACAGGAAUCGUAUCCUCCUUUAUGACAUAG
Messenger RNA from Anopheles moucheti, 603 nucleotides. RefSeq lists its product as uncharacterized. The record is from RefSeq and is a predicted model, not a curated record. Bases 1 to 603 code for a protein of 200 amino acids. NCBI's taxonomy places the organism in Eukaryota, Metazoa, Arthropoda, Insecta, Diptera, Culicidae. The transcript is spliced from 2 exons.